CUAACUUUAACACUAAUACUGAUGCUUGGAUCUAAGGCUGUAUAUUUACCCUAAAACUGACUUUAACUCUAACUUUAACACUGAUAUUGCUGCUUGGUUCUAAGACUGUAGCUCAACCCUAAAACUGUCUAUAACUCUAUCUUUAACACUGAUAUUGCUGCUUGGUUUCUAACAAUGUAGAUUAACCCUAAAACUGGCUAUAAUUCUAAGUUCAACUGCUGAUUUGUUCAAACACUGUAGAUUAACCCUAAAACUGUCUUUUACUCUAACUUUAACACUGAUACAACAACUGAUUAAACAAUGUAGCUUAACCCUAAAACUGUCUUUUACUCUAACUUUAACACUGAUACUGCUGAUUGGUUCCAACACUGUAUCUUAACCCUAAAACUGACUUUAACUCUAACUUUAACAUUGGUACUGCUGUUUGUUUCUAACACUGUAGCUUAACCCUAAAACUGACUUUAACCGUAACUUUAACUCUAAUACUGCUGAUUGGUUCUAACAAUGUAGCUUAAGCCUAAAACUGUCUUUUACUCUAACUUUAACAGUGAUACUGCUGAUUGGUUUUAACAAUGUAGCUUAACCCUAAAACUGUCUUUUAUUCUAACUUUAACUCUAAUACUGCCCAUAGAAUAAACACUAUGGCAUGACAUUACAUUACAUUACAUCGCAUUGCAUUAUACUUGGCAGACGCUUUUGUCCAAGCCUAUGUACAUAUAGUAAUUGAAGUUCAAAAACGUAAUAGAAGAAAAAAACACAUUUAAGACAGUGCCUAAAUAGGCCAACUGGAAAUAGAGGAGGAAUGGGGUUGAAGAAGGAAAUGAGGUUAGAAGUAGUUAGUUAGAGGUGUUAGGAGAUUAAGUGCUCUUAAAGAUAGUGAGAGAUUCUCCUGAUCUGGUAGUGGAAGGUAGUUUGUUCCACCAUUGGGGAACUCUGUAUGAGAACAGUUUGGAUUGCUUUGUGUGAAUGUUUGGCAAAGCGAGGUGACGUUCAUUGGAGCAGUGCAGCGGCCGGGAGGUAGCGUAAGCCUUCAGGAGCGAGUGCAGGUAGGAAGGAGCUGUUCUGUCAUCACCUUGUAGGCGUUUGUAAGAGCUUUGAAUUUGAUACGAGCAGCAACUGGUAGCCAAUGGAGCUCAAUGAGCAGCGGGGUGACAUUUUUCCCCCUUUUGGCUGGCUGAAGACCAGACGCGCUGCUGCAUUUUGGAUCAUCUGAAGUGGUUUUAUAACGCAAGCAAACAAACAAACCUACUAUUGGUUCUCGCACUAUGAUUUGACCCCAUUGUUUAACACGAUAAACUGACCCUACUGUUGACUCAACUGUUUAACAUAAUAGAUUGACUAUUACUGUUUGUCCGAACACAGUGUCUUUACACUACCUCUAGGGAUAGUGCAAGUGAAGUAGUGCUAAGGAGCUAAGAUGCUGUCACUGUGAUAAGAGAGUCGAUUUCUGGAUCACUCUGCUUGCCAUCAGCAGCCAGAGUCCGAGAUGCUCUUUCGGGGAUAAGUAGAUGGUGCUCCUCCCACAUCACUCCUAAGCAAUGUCUGUUAACUGAGGAGCCAUGCUUCAGUCAAAAAAGAUGUUCUUGUAUUUUUUUAAUGUUAUGUAUAUCUUUUUGUAAGGUUUCCACAUAACAAACACUUUUUAACAACUAUUUCCAAAUAGGAUGGCAGAACUUUGUCAUAUGUUUGUUUGCUGUUAUUAUGUCUUCUUACAUCACUCUUUUGGAAUACUACCCCUACAACCUUGCAACAACCAAGCGAGCACAUGGAGCUCCACAUCAAGCAGACUGCAACCAACAUAAAUAGUAAAGCAAGAAUAGCAACCUUUUAGAAACACCAGACCAACCACUUGUGAAUUCCUUUUGGGUUGUUUAAUCAAUCUUUAUUCCCUUUACAAAUGGCACUUUUCUGGGCUGUUUUUUUACUGUUAAUAUAUAAAAUAAAUAAAUGGUUCACUAGUUCAAACGUGACCACACACAAGACUGGGGAAACUGGGGAGGUAGCACAAGUGCAUGAAAACUUUCUAAACAGUCAUGACACACACACACACACACACACACAUACACAAGCACACAUAGUGCAGCCCUGCCCUUUAGUUCACAACUGUCUGAGCGCAGGGGUCUUACAAUUAACUUUACAGCUGAUAGUGUCAGAGAGAGAGAGAGAGAGAGAGCGAGGAACAGAGUGUAAGAGAUAGAGUAACUGUAACUGUGAGGAUCUGAGCUGCUCUGUUUCUGAGUGUAAAUACAGACUGUACUUUAGGAACACUAGUAAAUCAGUCGAUGCACUGUUGCUAUUGCAGAUACUGGUUACAUUUGGUUUUUGGAGAAGCAAACUUGGAACCUCUUUAUACACUCCUGAAGUUAUCUGGGUUUUAGGCAGUGUAUGCGGAUGGCUGUAACUCAAGCUGUUCUUCCCUCAUUCAGCUCUUUCUCAAACGUCAGCAACACUACACAAACCAUGACGAUGUGGAAGUAUGAGGACUGUCCGAUGAGCAGCCUCCACUCACCGUCUGAGAGAACCGUGUCUGUGAGCACAGAUCACGUGGAUGCCGCUCAACACCUAAGACACCAGGAACAACACUCCCAGGACAAUGAGGGAUGCUGGGAUAUGGAAUUGUUGCUGUCUGAGUGGGGGAGCACAUCUCCAGACCAGAACAGUGCUCAGAACUACAUUUCCCAGAGUUCUCUGCUGCAGGACGGAGGUGGGCAGAGGGGACCAUCUGGGCUGGAUAUCCAGUUUGCCAAUCAUACAGGCCCUCUGGUGAAUCUUCUGUCCAAUGAGAGUGUGACCUCAUCUCUGCCCACGCAGCUCUACAGCACCACCUACAGUGCAGAGCAUCAUGGGAAGGGUGUCCAGCCCUUACCCACAUCCCACUUGCCCAGCUUCCCUCACUCAACUGACCGUAAAGCGAGGUCAUGGGAGUUUGGACACCACUAUCCCCAUGUGACUCACCUGUCAGAGGGGGUUGGGCCUCUGGAAACGAUAGCCCCGCUCCCUAAUUACCAGUACACUUUUGUCCAAAACCAUGCCCAUUCCAGGCCCUAUCAACCCCAAGCUGGAUAUGGCUACUUCCCAUCCUCCCAUUCUCACUCUGCCAGUGUUUUACCAGACUCCACAGCACCCCCAGCUGCAGUGGAGGUGAAGCGCAGCCGCAGAACAGCGGGCAGGAGGAGGGUGGCCAUGCACUGCUGCAGUUACCCAGGCUGCACAAAAACAUACACUAAAAGCUCGCACCUAAAAGCACACUUGCGCACACACACAGGUGAGAAGCCGUACAGCUGCAGUUGGGAUGGGUGUGGUUGGAAGUUUGCUCGUUCUGACGAACUGACACGUCACUACCGUAAACACACUGGCCUGAAGCCAUAUGAAUGUAUGCUGUGCCAGCGGGCCUUUAGCCGCUCGGACCACCUUGCACUACACAUGAAAAGGCACGCCUGAUACACACCCAAAGACAUACUGACAUGUAUAUAAAAGAGAUAAUUGAUGUAAAUAUAUAAAAUUAACUCAUAUCCUCUCAGGACUCUAAAGUAAGUGGGUGCAUCCCAAUUGCGUACUAAUUACUAAUACUAACUAGUUUUUGAGUAUGAAGUAUGUUGUACAAUGCAAUGCAAAAAGGAAAGGAGGAGCUGCUUACUUCUGAAACAAUAUUUGAAAAAAAAAUGGCACAUAACCAAGCAAGUGCAGCGGCAAAAGUGGCUUGAUAUUAUAUUGUUGCUGUCCAAUGAAAACAAAGUAUGUCAAUUUUGUUAAAUUUUAGUUUACUACAUAAUUUGAACACAUAAAUUGUCCCUUACACUUUCUUGAUGAAUGGACCAAUAUAUAUUUUUCAGAAUGACCUGAAAUUAACCCUGUAACCCUCAAAAUAAUCCUGUAAAAUUUGUAAAACUGUUUUGUUUGGACAGUGACGAAAUGAGCAUAUGUAACAUAUGAACUUGUAUAGCAAUGCUUUAUCUCCUUCUGUAAAAAUACUUUGAUACCUUACUUAAAUAGAAAUGUACUUUUUAUAUGUAUAUUAAACUGGAGUAAUUAUUUUUUACUUUCAUUUUUACCUCUAGUCCUUAAAUUUUAAUGCAAUUAUCUGAAGCGUCUACUCCUUGUAUUUUAAAAAUAGUCGUGUUACUCCUAUUUAGCUAUUUAGCAGACGUAUGUAGCCUAGUAUGAUUCGUGCAAAGACUCAGAACUCGAGCCAAAUGUCUCAACUAAGCUUCUUAAUAUAUUUACCUUGUAUUAAAACGCAUUAAUUUUCAAUGAGCAUAUAUGCGUCUGGGCGGGGGGUUGUGCACAUUAGGCUCCUAGGGCACAGCCUAAGUUUAUUAUUGUUAUUUUCCCCCUUAUAUUACUUUUACUUUUAUACUUUAAGUACUUUUACACUUUUACAUUUUAACUUGAUAAAAAGCUUGAGUUGAUACUUUACUUUUAAACCCUUGUGUCUAUAGGUCUACCUGAAUAAUGAAUGUCAAUACUUUUGGCACCUUUGAGUAUGUACCUUAUAGUAUUAACGUGUAGUACGCAAUUGGGAUGGAGCCUGAGUUUAGGGUUUUCUGAGUUUAUCUGCUGUAAAUUAAAGUGUCACCCAUCUGGAACAGCAGAGGGAGCUGUAAAGCAGGGAGAGAGAGAAAGUGAACAGAACACAGUCUUGGCCACACACACAGAGAGGAGAGAGAGAUCUGCAGUGGGCUCUGAGUGGAAUAGAGGUUACACAAUCUUCCCCAGACUGUAAUAUUCCCCAGAGUGACCCAAAUGUCUACUUCAGAACUGCUUCUUCAACACCCGAUUCUCUAUGCGCUCCAGUGGGUCAGCCUAAUACCGGUGCCCUGAAUGUACAAACAAAUAAACACAGCCAAUAUGUGUAUCUAUUCAAAAAAUAGAGGUGUGAUUAUGUAACAGUACAGAGUGAAAAGUUUAUUAAUUGUCUUACAUUGAUUAUAUUGAUGUAUGUGUUUAUUGUUAUAGCCUAUAUCUCACCACUGUUUUAUACUUUUAUUUCUAUAUUUAUAUAAACUGACAUCACAAUAAAGUGACAAUGGGCUUCAAUAAGUGUAGUACUGAUUAUUUACCCAAAAACAUCAAUUAACAAGUCAACAACAGAUAAUAUGACAUUCUGUAUAAUAUGACAUUAAAAUACAACACCUGUAAUAAACACAACUGCAAUUAGCAAUACAACACCUGUAGUUAAAACUGAAAAACGCAUUUAAUAAACAACACCUUUAAUACCAAAAACAACAUUAAACCCAACAGUUAACCUUCACUUUAAGUCUUCUGAGAUUUAUACAGAAUGUUGAUGAUGGUAAAAUAGUCGCACAUUGGGAAGAAUACCAUUUUAAUGAUGUGUGAUUUUAACACAUAUAUUUUAAACACAAAAGGCAUAAGGUAUUGUUUUCAUAACCAUUUGGUGUAAUAAUAUCCUGUAGAGGAACUGAGUGUUCAGUUACUCAGAUCUACUAAUCAGAAGAAUUUUAUCAGACAGGUGUGUUUCUAAUUAAGUGUUCUCAACUUACAAACUUACAACACUUUAAUCUUAUAUAAUAAACAUUUAAUAACUGCAAAAGUAUAAAGUAAAUAGUACACAUUUAAUGAUAAUCUGUAAUGAUCUCUUGCAAAACUCCUCACUUCCAGAUUUAAAGCCUGUUAAUAAAGAAAAAGGGUAGACACAACCUCUCCUAUCAUCUUUUGAGAUAAUAACUCUAAAUCAGUUCAUAUCUUUUCUGAAAUUGUUAAUAUAUUUUUCUGAAAAUUACUUUCAACAUCUAAAAAUAAUUGAUUUUGUUUGUAUUCAGUUAAUUCACAUGGUACACAUUGUACAAAUUUCUUUGGGCCUGGGAUUGUAAUUACACCAAAAUACAUAAUUAAAACAAUAAAUAAUGACAGCGAAAAUAAUUAUGUAAUAAUAUAAAAUA
Messenger RNA from Astyanax mexicanus (Mexican tetra), 5900 nucleotides. RefSeq names its product Kruppel-like factor 1 (erythroid) (gene klf1). Gene Ontology annotation, molecular function: DNA-binding transcription factor activity, RNA polymerase II-specific; RNA polymerase II cis-regulatory region sequence-specific DNA binding. NCBI's taxonomy places the organism in Eukaryota, Metazoa, Chordata, Actinopteri, Characiformes, Acestrorhamphidae. Gene Ontology annotation, biological process: regulation of transcription by RNA polymerase II. The transcript is spliced from 3 exons. The record is from RefSeq and is a predicted model, not a curated record. Bases 2386 to 3441 code for a protein of 351 amino acids.